Molecule: messenger RNA, 972 nt
Organism: Entamoeba invadens IP1
Lineage: Eukaryota; Evosea; Mastigamoebida; Endamoebidae
Product: pre-mRNA-splicing factor PRP46, putative
Exons: 1
Coding region: 1-972 (323 amino acids)
Biological process (GO): mRNA splicing, via spliceosome
Cellular component (GO): Prp19 complex; precatalytic spliceosome; catalytic step 2 spliceosome
Molecular function (GO): protein binding
Source: RefSeq, a predicted model, not a curated record
AUGGCACUUGUACCGACAAAAGACAACACAAAUAGAGAAAAGGAAAACGGCGGAGACGCCGGACAAUUCCAAACAUGGAAGUUGAAAAGAGUGAUUACGGGAAAUAAAGGGUGGAUAUCAUCGAUCAGUUUCGACCCAUCAAAUGAAUGGUUUUGUGUCGGGUCGCACGACGAGACGAUUAAGAUAUUUGGACUGGUCAGAGCAGAACAGAAGUUGACACUGACGGGACAUAUCGGCGCUGUUAGAACAACUCAAGUGUCCCGACGACAUCCUUACCUCUUCUCCGCAGGUGACGAUAGAGACGUUAGAUGCUGGGACUUAACAAUCAAUAAAGUGAAUCGAAUGUAUCAUGGCCAUCUCUCAAGUAUCGACUGUCUUGACAUUCACCCAACGAUGGAUUUAAUAGCGUCGGCUGGGAGAGAUGCAGUUGUCCGCCUCUGGGACAUUCGAACGAAAGAGUCUAUUGAUGUCUUGGAAGGACACACAUCGACGGUGUUUGACGUUAAAUUUCAAGAGACGUCACCGCACAUUCUUUCUGCGUCUGCCGAUGGGAUGAUCCGAGGGUGGGACUUAUAUACGGGAAAGUGCGUUCAGUGCUACACUCAACACAAAAAGGGAGUUCGGUGUCUCGAGAUGUGGGGAGAUCAUAAUAUGAUGAGUGGGAGUUCUGAUGUUGUCAAAGAGUGGGAUAAAAAUGUGUUAGUGUCUGACAUAUAUGCUCCGAAGAGUACUGUGAAUACUAUCAAGCGCAAUGAAGACGGUGUAGUCUUCUUUGGUGAGAAUGAUGGGACGUUGUCGGUGUAUAGUGAAAAGGAUCAUCGCGUUAUGCAAACGAUGAAGAACAUUAUCCAACCUGGAUCAUUACAAAGUGAAGGAGGAAUCAUUUGUUCUUCAUUUGAUGAGACUGGAAUGAGGUACUUUACUGGGUGUGUUGAUAAGACCAUCAAGAUGUAUGUCCCUAUGGUUGAGUGA